GCUGGACGGGUAGAUCCGUGUCAGUUUGUGGGCCUGGGUUUCCUUGCAGGUGUUUCCUAUCCCGCGGCAGAGAGCUUGGUGCAGCAGGGAGCGGCCCUGGUCCCUCCAGCCCUGGGGGUCCCAGCCCCACUCCUCACCCCGCAGAGCUGCCAUCCCAUCCCCUGUUCCCUGAUGGCUCCUGGGGGGGCCCAUCCCGCUCUCCUCUCCGCCUGGCUCUUGUUUCUCUGCUCGGUUGUCUCAGCUGGGGUUCACCGUUUCACCCACUCCCAGAUCAUUUCACCGCGGGCGGCCCCCGGGCUGCCCAAGCGCCAGAGCCUGCUGCAGGUGAAUGGGCUGGCGCUCUCGGCCUAUGACAGCAGCAGUCGGAGGAUGAUGCCGCGCAACGGCUACAUGCAGGGCGACCAGGAGACCCACCAGUUCUGGAGCAUCAGCAGCGUCCGGUGCAUGUUCUGGGACCCCUGGGUGGAGACCGAGUAUCAGGCCCUGGUGCGGGUGGUGAACGACAGCUCCCCAAAGGGCGAGCCCUACUACAUGCAGGUCGUGCAGAGCUGUGAGUUGGACGAAGCCAGCGGCGCUGUCCGAGCCGUUACCAGGUACACCCUGAACGGAGAGGACGUGCUGCAGUACCAUGGGGACCAGAACCGCUGGUUCUCAGUGCACCCGGCUGCCUGGCGUGUGGCUGAGCGCUGGAACCGCGAGAGGGAGAUGCUGACCGGGAUCAACACCCACACACCUCAGCAGUGCGGGACCUUCAUCCGGAUCACGGUGCCAUUCACCGUGCAGAUGACAGCUCAGCCCACGGUGCACGUGUCCCUCGUGCAAGGAACCCCAGGCCGGCCUCGCCGCCUCAUGUGCCACGUGACAGGGUUCUACCCCCAUGACAUCGAGGUGACCUGGGAGCGGGGGGGCCAGGGGGCCCUAGGGGAACAGAUGACCAGUGGGAUCCUGCCCAACGGAGACCCCACCUUCCAGAUCCGAGUGUCCAUCAAGCUGGGGCUGGGGGAGCAUGUGUGCGUGGUGAGACAUGUCAGCCUGGGGGGCGCCCCCCUGAGGAUCACCUGGGAUCCCCAGGCCACAGGCCAGGCCAGGACCCUGGGCGUCCUCGCUGGCUGCGUGCUGGCUGCUCUGGGAGCCACCGUCCUGAGCUGGUAUCUCAGGGGGAGGUCAGGCCGCUCGGAGGGGCCGUACCGCCCGGCGCGGGCACAGCCAGGAACCCUCGACUCCUCCCUGGCUAAGCCAGGAGACACCUUGGCCAUGUCUCUGUCCUGCCCAGGUGUCACCGCGUGACCGUCGCUGUCCUGGGCUAGCACCACAUGGGCCAGCCUGCCCUGGGGGCGUCGUGGAUUUGGCUGAAACUUCCUGAGGUUACGGGGAGUGGGGAGCGGGUGUACCCCUGCUGUGCCUCCGUCCUGUGCUCUCCCCACCACCUCCAGUCGCUCCGUGCCCCAUAGUGCCCAGCCCCACCCGGGUGGCACCGCAGUCAUGUGCAGGGGUGAAAUGGUGGCACUUUUGAGUCACCAACUGUCAGUACAUGUGGAACCUUCACAGAGUUUUUUACUGGAGUCAUUUGUUGUCUUGGUUUGCCCGGGUGCUGUGCACGGCCGGCUCUGCACCGCUGGCGUCGGCAGGACCGGGUGGACUUGGAGAGGUGGCACUGGGGCUCGGGACGCCUGGGUUCUCUUCCUGCCUUUGUAGCUGGCUGCCCUGGGGUGGGUGCGUGGGCAGAACAUCUUGCAGAUCCAGCGUUUCCUCUCGCUUGGGGGAGAGCGCCCCCUACUGAGCCCCUCGCUGCUCCUUGCAGCACAGUGCCCCCUACUGAGCCCCUCCUCUGCCCCUGUGCAUGCUGCCCACUACUGAGCCCCCCUCUGCCCCUGUGCAUGCUGCGCACUACUGCACCCCUCC
Molecule: messenger RNA, 1902 nt
Organism: Gopherus evgoodei (Goodes thornscrub tortoise)
Lineage: Eukaryota; Metazoa; Chordata; Testudines; Testudinidae
Product: DLA class II histocompatibility antigen, DR-1 beta chain-like
Exons: 6
Coding region: 172-1287 (371 amino acids)
Biological process (GO): immune response
Cellular component (GO): external side of plasma membrane
Source: RefSeq, a predicted model, not a curated record